AUGACGACAAGCAUGGCUCCUGUGGACAAGAACUUGGACGGGAAGGUGCCGCUCUCGCUGUGCCAAAUGCUCGAGACCGAGAAGACCGCCUCGGCACUCAAGGCGAGCGCCGAAGAUGAGGAGCUUCCCGCGCCGAAGAAGAGCUUCCAGCCCUACCACGCCCAGAGUGUGCCAAAGUCGGAGGACCUGGAGGCUGUGGCGUUCAGUCGACAGUCCAGUGGAGAUGCAGGAGAUGUGACCACGAUGAUGCUUCGGAAUAUCCCCAACAAGUACACGCAGAACUCGUUGCUCCAGGAGAUCAACGACAUGGGGUUCUCGGGAACAUUCAACUUCUUCUACCUCCCGAUGGACGUUCACAACCGCAGCAACGUCGGCUAUGCCUUCAUCAAUUUUCUGCGCCCGGACGAUGCCGAGCUCUUCCGCUCAAAGUUUUCGGAUCAUCGUUUCCAGCGGUUCCAGAGCCGGAAGAUCAGCAGCGUUUGCACUGCACAUGUCCAGGGCUUGCAUGAGAACCUCCGCCACUUCCAGAAUCGCGCCGUGACGCAUGCAAGGAAUGAUCAGUACAGGCCAGUGGUUUUCCGCAACGGCAGCCGCGUGGACAUCGAGGAGAUCCUAGCGGAGGCGAAAAACACGCCCUCGAACUCCGAGGACGAGGCGAAGAAGGCCAAGGCCAAGGAGCCGGAGCGCAAGGCCAAAGUCCCUGAGGCGAAGCGUGCGCCCAAGGCGCGUGCCCAGAAUGGACGCAAAGGCCUGGAGGAUGCGAUCCGCCAAAGCCUCGAGGCGCUGCAGGAGCGGAUGGCCCAGUCCUCACAGGAUGCUCCCCCACCGCCGCCGGGCCUGACGCCGCCCUUUGAUGCGGCUUCUGGCACCGCCGGCGCAAUGGGUGGAGGGCCCGAGAGCCAGGAGGUGAGGCAGCUGCUGAACCUGCGAGGUCUGCUGCUGGACCGCCUUCUUCACAAGGAGGAGAACUUUGUCUACAACCAGGCCGCAGCCUUUCUCGCCAUGCAGCAGCUGCAGGAGCAGCAGUACAUGCAAAUGCCGACUCCGGCCAUGUGCCCAACGGCUGGCUACGCAGUCCCCGCCUCCAGUGGCAAGUGGGAGGAUCCCGCCUAUGUUGACUUGAAUCCUUACAUGGGAAAGGCCGGGCUGUGA
This is a messenger RNA of Effrenium voratum, 1152 nucleotides long. The record is from the annotation of a GenBank genome assembly. NCBI's taxonomy places the organism in Eukaryota, Dinophyceae, Suessiales, Symbiodiniaceae.